AUGCACAUCUACCGGGACUUAAGCCCAUAUGUCUGUACAUUUGAGCACUGUCAAAAUGCGGAUCAGCAGUAUGACAGUCUACAUGACUGGAUUGAACAUGAGGUGGCAAGCCAUUCCAAUGCAGAUGAAAGAACAACAUACAUUCGAGCAUACAAUGAUACAUUGAGCAAAGCGCCAGCCAAAGCUACGGGGAGAAUCUGUCCAUUUUGCUGCAUUGGAAGUGCGUCUCCCACUCACAUUGCAUGGCAUCUACGACGCGUUGCAAGCUUUGCUCUCCCAAGAUUAGCGGAAUCUGAGUCUCGCGAUGAGAGUGAUAGUCGGAAUUCUGCCGCUGCUGAUUUUGACUCUGAUGAUACUUAUUCUGAUGGCUCCAUAGAGCUAUUAGAGGAAGACACCCCUCUAAGAAGGUAUUCUAGCAAGACCUCACAGGACUCCGAAGAAGAAAGAUACAGGGAGGAUUAUUCUUCAUCUAGCGAGGGCUCGAAUCAACCAGAUUUACACAAACACAGAGACAUGGCCAAUGAACAAAGCAAGAAGACUUCCGGGAGCCCAGACAGCAAUCAAGCUGUUCAUGGGGCCUCACAGACGAGCGGGCGCUCACAUCGCGCUAAUUCGGGCUUGUCAUCACCACGAUCUAACUCGCCGCAACCGAGCAUCAUUCAACGUCGUUUUUCCAAUUCCGAUGCCGAAGAGGACAACAUGACGCUUAAAUUGAAUGGAUUGAGCAUUGGAUUUACUUCAGAGGCAGUCGAGGGGGAGAGUAUUGGAAUUGGUCCCGGCGGCGGCGUUCGCCUCAACAUCACCAGCGGAAAAAGGCCACGUCCCAAUUCGCGCGAGCCACGUGUCUCACGCGAGAAUUCUCCCUUUAGCCGUGAUAAUGAACAGGUUAUAGGCCAUGAUAUGCCGGAGGGCAGCGAUAUCCAAUUGGGUAUGGGGAGAUUGCAAAAGGAAAUUGACCCGGCUCGCGAGCAGUUUGAACGUGGGCGGAAAGAAUUUGUCGAGGAUCGACCUGAUUCACGUAUCUCGUGGGGAAAUAGGGAGGAGGCGGAGCUUGAUGAAGAGAAGAUUGCUGCGGGACUGCACAAAUUGCAGCAUUUUGAGCGUAAGGAUCAGUCUGAGGAAGAGCAGCGUAACGCCGAGGAGCGGUAUCAACGCAAGAAGCUUGCAGAUAAAAGAGCUGCUGCUGAAGAAGAGGAAAAAAGAGCUGGGCAUAAUCCUCGGGAGGAGAGACUGGAGGACACCACACGCAAGCAUGAUGAAGAGAGCCAGAGAGCGAAGUUCAUGCGAGAGGAGAAGUGGAAAGAACUUGCCCGAAUUCAAGAGGAAGAGGAGGAGCGAGAGAAGCUUAUCCAGGAGAUUCGGGAUGAAGAUAUGCGGAAGGCAAGGGAGGCCGAGGAGAAAAGGAGGAAGGAAAUGGCUAUGAGGGCUGCUGCUGUUGAGGAGUGGAAGCAAGAGCAAGAGCGAAUGAAGCAGAGAAUGACAGAAGAAGCGAUGCGGAAGGCAACGGAGUUCCGCGUACGUCUCCGCAGCAUUGGUUAUACAGAGGAAGAGAUUGAUGCUAUCAUCAACAAAGAAACUGAGGAAAGAACGAGGGAAGAGAAGAAGCAAGCGAAGCACACCCAGGAGACUCUAGACGAGGCUAUGCAGAAGGCGUGGGAAAUAGGGAAGAAGGAGCAGACCGCCACGGAAGCUGCUUCUGCUGAGAAUGGCCAGACAUCACCGGAACGAAACACCCUUGGACUGCCACACGGAGGAGAUUCCAUUCAGAAUGUGUGGUGGUGCUGUUGUCAAUGCAAUUCCCUCGCAAACCCAAAGCUUGCAGAGAAACAAUGCCCCAUAUGCGCCCACCAUCAUUGUUCGGCCUGUAAAAGCGAGCUUGUACCCCCUUAG
Molecule: messenger RNA, 1890 nt
Organism: Penicillium paradoxum
Lineage: Eukaryota; Fungi; Ascomycota; Eurotiomycetes; Eurotiales; Aspergillaceae
Exons: 1
Coding region: 1-1890 (629 amino acids)
Source: RefSeq, a predicted model, not a curated record